This is a messenger RNA of Cokeromyces recurvatus, 1206 nucleotides long. RefSeq lists its product as uncharacterized. The transcript has a single exon. The record is from RefSeq and is a predicted model, not a curated record. The coding region runs from base 452 to 1051 and encodes 199 amino acids. NCBI's taxonomy places the organism in Eukaryota, Fungi, Mucoromycota, Mucoromycetes, Mucorales, Mucoraceae.
UUUUUUUUGGCAAGUCAGAUCCCUUUUGUCUUUUGUUUUUUCUUUAAUCCCACAACCAUAAGCAUUUUUUUUUUUUAAUAUGAAUAGUGUUGAAGUAUUUCUAUAGUAUAAACUUUUUUUUUUACAUGUUUUUCGUUUUAAAUUUAAUCUUUAUUCAACACACAUUAUGAUGUAUACAAAAGAACACUACUCCUUUAUCAUAAAAUAAAACUUGAAAAAACUUGGACUUCAACACUCAUAUUCGUUAAAAACAAAAAUUCUUCUAAAUUUCUUUUUGUAUCCCUCCUUUUAACACAAUUACCCCUUUAGUAUAUCUAGUGUCGUUAUUUUGUAUGUUGGUUUACUAUAAGAAGUUUAUAUAAAUGUUUAGAUAUUUGUCUUUUCUUUUUUUUUAUACUAUAUCGUUUUUCUUUAUUCAAAAAGUGCUAAUUCUAUUUAACAAUUCAUCAAUAUGCAUUUUACUACUUGUAUCCUAUACUCUUUUCUAUUCGCUUUAUCCUUGACUCUCUUAGUUCAUGCGACUACAACUAAAACCUUUCUUGAAAGUCUCCAAAUGAAUAAUAAAAAUAAUGAUGAUAAAGAUCUUUUAAGAAGAAUGAAUGAAGAUACUGGUUUUUCUUUUACAGCAGAAAAGAGAUCAUUAAGAACACGCAGUAGAAUAGCACGCACUAUGAAGCGCAAUGGAUCUCUGUUACCUGAUAUUGUAUUCCCCUCAAUCACAACUCAAAAGCCUCAGGCAGCAGCUCCACAACAACAACAACAACAAGCUGUAUCCUAUUAUCCAUAUUCUCUUGUCACCCCACAGUAUCAAACGUAUCCUUCUUCUGCUAAUACGGCUCUGUAUUAUUCACCUCCAGCUAAUGCUAAUAAUAACCCUUCUCCUCCAAUAACACAAAAUUCAGUACCUUCAUAUGUGGCUCCUCUUACUUCUGCGAAAAACAAGAAAAAAAAGGAGGAGGAGGAGGAUGAUGAUGAUGAAGAGGAGGAAGAUGAAGAUGAAGAGGAUGAAGAGGAUUAUGAUGCAGAUGAUUUAGUAACUCGUCGUCGUUAGUCCUUCAUUAUUUGUUUCCUUCAUCUCACUAUCCUCUAGUUACACAACAUUCAUUAUAAUAACAAUAAUAGUAAUAAAAAUAACAGACUUUGUACUUUAUGUCAUGUAUCGUAUAAUAGGACUGCUUAUAUCAACAAUUUUUUUUUUUUUUUUUU